Truncatella angustata is the source of this 1737-nucleotide messenger RNA. Its product is annotated as peptidyl-prolyl cis-trans isomerase cyp8. Lineage: Eukaryota; Fungi; Ascomycota; Sordariomycetes; Amphisphaeriales; Sporocadaceae. Gene Ontology annotation, biological process: protein peptidyl-prolyl isomerization; protein polyubiquitination. Gene Ontology annotation, molecular function: peptidyl-prolyl cis-trans isomerase activity; ubiquitin-ubiquitin ligase activity. The transcript has a single exon. Gene Ontology annotation, cellular component: catalytic step 2 spliceosome. The record is from RefSeq and is a predicted model, not a curated record. Bases 1 to 1737 code for a protein of 578 amino acids.
AUGGGGAAAAACACAGACAAGCUGUACAUCACUCACUCAGAGUGGUCGUCCUCUGAUGCCUUCUCUGCCGCCACCGGUGCGCGAGCGAGCGCCUCUGCCGGCUCCUUCAAGCGCCUCCCAUUCAACUUUUGCGCCGCCUCGCUGCAGCCCUUCAACAACCCCGUGUGCACCGCCAACGGCACGAUAUUCGACCUCGAAGUCAUAUCGAAGUGGCUGGACUCUCACGGCACAAACCCCGUCGAUGGCAGCCCCAUGCAGCUGAAGGAUCUGAUCAAGCUCAACUUUGCCCGAAACGGCGACGUCGAUUCCAGAGGUGCCGACGGCUCAGCCAGCGAUGGCAAGGGCGAUCUGAUCGACCCUGUCACCUUCAAGGUCUUCACUGACAACACCCACAUUGUUGCCAUACGGCAUGACACAUAUGCCAACGUCUUUGCCUGGGAGACUGUCCAUCGCAUGAACAUCAAGGCCAAGGUCUGGCGGGACCUGCUCGACGACAAGGAGUUUGGCCGCUCCGACAUCAUCACCCUGCAAGAUCCCCAGAAUGCCGAGAGCAGAGAUCUGAGCCAGUUCAAGUACCUCAAGGACGGCGAGAAUGCCCUGCUCACGCCGCAGCAGGAGGCGGAAAGACAGGAGGGCAAUGUCAACAUCAGUGCUCUGGGCAGAGUUGGAGACAAGGUCCUCAGGGCAAAAGAGGCCGUCGAGAAGGCACGGAGGGAGCGGGAAUCCGGCGGCGACGUCAAUCGCUCCAAAGCCCUCGUCAAAACGUCGACAAACGGCCCGAAACAGUCGCUCAUUCAUGACAGGAAGCGAGCCGACAACGCCGCAGUGUACACUACUGGGCGUGCUGCCGCCUCUUUUACAUCCACCGGUCUCACCCCCGAGACGAGCGGCGAGAGAGCUGUCCUCACUGAUGAGGAAUACAUGCUAAAGCCAAGGCGCAUAAGGCACAAGGGCUACGCACGAAUAGAAACCAACCUUGGCGACCUGAACAUCGAACUACAGCCAGAAUAUGCUCCCAAGGCUGUCUGGAACUUCGUGCGCCUUGCCCAGACAGGCUACUACAGAGGCAUCAGUUUUCACCGCAAUAUCCGGAAUUUCAUGAUCCAGGGAGGAGACCCCUCCGGUACUGGCCGCGGUGGCGAGAGCAUCUGGAAAAAGAACUUCGCCGACGAGUUCGAGAGUCCCUUGACCCACAGCGAGCGAGGCAUGCUCAGCAUGGCGAACAAGGGCAAGAAUACCAAUUCCAGCCAGUUCUUCAUCAUAUAUCGACCUGUCAAGCAUCUGGAUAACAAGCAUACCAUAUUUGGCAAGGUCGUCGGCGGAAAGGACGUGCUCAACAAAAUGGAGGACGUUCCAACCGAUGGCAGCGAUCGCCCAUUAAACAAGAUCGUCAUCAAAGACGUCGUCGUCUACUUGGACCCGUUUGAGGAAUUCCAGAAGGCCAAAAAGGACAAGGAACGAAAGGAAGAGGAGAGGAAGGACAUUGAGCGGAGAGGUGGCACCGAGGAUGACAAGACGACUUGGACGGGCAAAAGGGUCAGGCAAGAUGGCACAGUCGAUCGCAGCAGCGGUGAAGGCAACGUUGGAAAAUAUCUGCAAGAUGCCCUGAAGAAACAACACGGCAACGGAAAGGAUGUCGAGGACGGAAUUGUGGAGGAGGAUGUGCCUGACGCAUGGGAAGAGCCAGUCAGGAAGAAGGCCAAGAGCGGUGGAUUUGGUAAUUUUGACGCUUGGUAG